GGGAGCUACCCCAUGGGGACACUCCUGGUAUGGAAUGCACAUUGGCACGACUUUGCUCCUCCUUAUCUCUCCACACUUAAGCCCUAUAAGCUUUGCCCAUCAGGGUCCACCACCCUCAGCCGGAGCUCGGUGGAAGCGCAUCUGCUUUGAAUGCGGGAGGUCCCAGGUUCACUCCCUCGCAGUGGGGAAAGGCUCCCUGCCUGGAUCCUUGGGCAAGAAAAACAACAACAAGAGAGUCCAGAAUCACUGGGUCCGGAUCGCUCCGAAUCGCUGCCUCCGAAUCGGGCCGAGUGCGCCAGGCCAACAAUCUUUCCGCCUCUCCAGCAGCCGCCUGGCGGGAGUGGCCUGCCGCCUACGACUCCGAAGGCGAGGGAGGCUCGUCUCACAAGGAGAGGCAGAGAGAUGUCACAAGGCUCCGGGCAGCAUCUCACAUGCCUCGGCAAGUGCCAUGUUUCUGGAGGAAGUCCCUCCUCUGACGCACCGGCGCCACCUGUCUCUUUAUACCCGGUGGCAUCUGUUGGCAUUUUUGGGACUGCCAAAUCAAGAAUAUCACAGUGAAAUUAAUCACUGCGUGAAGAGCUGCAGUCUGGGGGCCUACUGGUAUUCUCGUGAAUUUUGUGGCGAGGGCAAGCCCCACUUGCUCAGCAAUGCAAGGAAUGUCAGACACGGGGCGCGUGACCGUUGCCUUCCUUAUACGGCACGUCUAAACAUCUCGGCUUCGGAAAACAGCCACCCGCGGCUCCAUCGAACCUGUUCGGGAUCCUCGUCCAGAGGGCCGUAUUUCUCAAAGUGUCGUCCGACGUAA
Molecule: messenger RNA, 805 nt
Organism: Hemicordylus capensis (graceful crag lizard)
Lineage: Eukaryota; Metazoa; Chordata; Lepidosauria; Squamata; Cordylidae
Exons: 3
Coding region: 35-805 (256 amino acids)
Source: RefSeq, a predicted model, not a curated record